GCACUUUGAGUUUGAGAUGCACAUAGAGAUUGAGAAAGACAGCCUCCUUUCUUCACCUCAUCAAUCAAUCUACAGUUUCAACAUUCAUUUCUCCGAUGAAUAAGAUGAAGGCGGCCAAUGCAUUUCUCUCAACUCUGCCAACGUCUCUAAUGCCGCUAAUAUCGUUCUUACAAGGUCACUAUAUGUCUGUCUUGUUUCAUAAUUUUCAAAUCCCACCUACAUUAAAUACAUAGAUCCUAAUAUCCUGUUGUGCAAUUACAUUCCUUAAUACUCACUUUCUUUCUCCCGUAUUCUUAAUUUCUUACUCAUUUGCCUGCAAUUUCUGACCAGACAGAAUUUUGCUGUUGAAAGUCUUAAUCUUAUCAAUAGACGAAAAACAAAUUCUCUCUGUAUAUAGUCCCAAGAUUUAGGGCCUCUCGCAUUCUCAAAAAACUAGCCAUGCCUAAAACAUCGACUUCUUCGAGACACAGGUCUUUAUGUGUUACAGCGGCAGUGACAGCUCUACUGUUUUGUGCUCUAUGGGCAUUCUCAGACCCAUUGCCCAGCUUUUCAACGUUGUUGUCCAACCCCAACAUCAAAGAAUGUCUGCAAGGUGGCCGAGCACUUGACAUGAACCAAGAACCUCUACAUAAAACAUUCUACGACGACCCCAACAUUCAAUACACCAUAGAUAAACCCGUGAUUGGUUGGGAUGAGAAGAGAAGCGAGUGGUUAAAGCAUUACACGACGACCAUGUUCUCAAGGAAUCGAGUACUCGUUGUCACGGGGUCUCAGCCUUCGCCAUGUAAGAAUCCUUCCGGAGAUCAUUUGUUACUUAGAUGUUUCAAGAAUAAGGUUGAUUACAGUAGAAUUCAUGGCUACGACAUUUUCUACAACAAUGCAUUACUGGACCCGGAAAUGCGCUCCUUUUGGGCCAAGAUACCAAUAAUCAGGGCUGCGAUGAUGGCCCACCCGGAAGCCGAGUGGAUCUUUUGGGUCGAUUCGGAUGCCAUCUUCACAGACAUGGAGUUCAAGAUUCCCUUGGAGAGGUACAAGGAUCACAACCUCGUCGUCCAUGGGUGGCCCAAUAUGAUUUACGAGAAGAAGAGCUGGGUAGCGGUGAACGCUGGCGUUUUCCUGAUACGAAACUGCCAGUGGUCUAUGGAUUUCCUGGAUGUUUGGGCAAGUAUGGGCCCCAAAAGCCCGGACUACCGGAAAUGGGGCCAGAUCUUGAUAUCAACCUUCAAGGACAAAUUGUUCCCGGAAUCCGAUGAUCAAUCGGCACUCAUUUAUUUGCUUCUAAAAGAGAGAAGGAAAUGGGGCGACAUGAUUUACGUGGAAAAUGAGUAUUCCUUGCACGGCUAUUGGCUGGAAAUCGUCAAGAAAUUUGCUCGUAUUGCCAAGAAGUACGUGGAGAUAGAAAAGCGGGUGCCGAGGCUGAGGCGGCGGCACGCGGAGGCGGUGAGGGAGAGCUACGCGGCAGAGCUGGAAAGGCAUUUGGCGGGAGGAGGGGAGAGGCAGGAUAGCGGAUGGCGGAGACCGUUCAUCACGCACUUCACGGGGUGUCAGCCGUGCAGUGGAGAGCACAAUCCGGCAUACGAGGGGGAUUCUUGCUGGGUGGGAAUGGAAAGGGCACUCAACUUUGCGGAUAAUCAGGUUCUUCGCUGUUGGAAUAUAUGGCCCAUGACCCAACUCGGGAGGCCCAUCAGCCCGACUCACAAAGACCCUGGCCCAUUCGGAUGGCCCUCACCCGACCCAGAACCCGGCCCCCUUGACCCGACCCAGGUACCUCUAUUUAUGUAACCCUAAGUCAACUCUCUCUCUCUCUCUCAUUUCUUACCCUCUUGCGCCGCUGCCAUUAUGAACUUUCCCUCUCUUCGUUCCUACUACCAUCCAUGGCGGAUUCGACUUCCCCUUCCACCACCGUUGAUGGUGGUGGCUUUCCUUAGCCAAACCAAUGGCUAAAGGAAAGCCACCCCAAAACCCGCUUGCUCUUCGGCUAUAUCUCUCCUUAUAAAUUGGGGCUUUCUGGUUCUCGAAUGAGAGAGAGAAAAACCGAACCCCCCUUUGUGAUACACUUCUACCCUCUCCGAUUCUGUGUGAACGGCUGAGGUUUCCGUGUCCGAUUCUGAGUGAACGGUUGUGAGGAGGUUUCCUGUUAGUGUUCGGUGGGAAAGGGUGUGAGGGAGAGUCUCUCAUUCUGGGUCUGUUUCUACGAACCGUGGUGUGAGGAGCAACCGUGGGCCAA
Sesamum indicum (sesame) is the source of this 2227-nucleotide messenger RNA. NCBI's taxonomy places the organism in Eukaryota, Viridiplantae, Streptophyta, Magnoliopsida, Lamiales, Pedaliaceae. The record is from RefSeq and is a predicted model, not a curated record.